UGUGAUCAUUCUCUGGUUUUUAGAGCGUCUCUCAGUCAGACUGGAUCAGUUUGUCAAGUGAACAGAAGAACAUGGCUUCAUCCUUUCUCCUCGUCCUCUUCAUCAGCCUCCACACAGCAGAUGGAUUUAUGGAAUAUAUGAUAAGCCGUUGUGUGUUUAACUCCACUGAUCUGAAGGACAUCGAGUAUAUCGCGUCUUAUUAUUUCAACAAAGUGGAGGAUGUGAGGUUCAGCAGCAAGGUGGGGAAGUGUGUUGGAUACACUGAGCCUGGUCUGAUCUACGCAAAGAACUGGAACAAAGAUACUUCAAAACUGGCUCAGCUGAACGCUCAGAAGGAGGUCUACUGUCAACACAACAUUGGGAUCGAUUACAGCGCCGCUCUGACUAGAUCAGCCGAGCCGUACGUGGUCCUGAGCUCGGUGACUCCCUCCGGUGGAUCCCAUCCCUCCAUGCUGGUCUGCAGCGUCUACGACUUCUACCCCAAACUGAUCCGGGUCCGCUGGCUCAGAGACGGACAGGAAGUCACCUCUGAUGUCACUUCCACUGACGAGCUGGCAGACGGAGACUGGUACUACCAGGUCCACUCCCACCUGGAGUACACGCCCAGGUCUGGAGAGAAGAUCUCCUGUGUGGUGGAGCACGCCAGUCUGAAAGAACCUCUGGUCACUGACUGGGACCCGUCCAUGCCUGAGUCUGACAGGAACAAGUUUGCCAUCGGAGCCUCAGGACUGAUCCUGGGUCUGGUCUUAUCUCUGGCUGGAUUCAUCUACUACAAAAGGAAGUCCCGAGGAAGGAUUCUGGUCCCCACUAACUGAUCCUGGUCCUGGUCCUGGUCCUGAUCCUGAUCCUGAUCCUGAUCCUGGACCUGAUCCUGAUCCUUGAUCUGAUCCUGAUCCUGAUCCUUGAUCUGAUCCUGAUCCUGAUCCUGAUCCUGGACCUGUAUCUGCCUCUUCAACCUGCUUUGUGUGUUUCCGGCUCAGUAGACCACCUGCUGGACCAGCUCAACACCUGAUCCUGUAAUGAUCUGGACUCUGAUACCAGCUGGUCUGAUCCUGAUCCAGGACUGCCUCUCCCAGUCCUGGACCAGGUUUAGUCUGGACCUGGACUCUUCUUGUGAUUUGAUGCCACUAACCCUGCGCUCUGCUUUAACAACAUAAAUCAUUUAUUUGACAUAUUUUGUCUUUCAGUUUGUUAGAUUUGUAUAUUUCUACUGGAGUGAAAUAUUUUAUCGAUAAUAAACCAGAAAACGUU
Centropristis striata (black sea bass) is the source of this 1251-nucleotide messenger RNA. Its product is annotated as H-2 class II histocompatibility antigen, E-S beta chain-like. The transcript has 7 exons. Gene Ontology annotation, molecular function: MHC class II protein complex binding. The record is from RefSeq and is a predicted model, not a curated record. Bases 72 to 815 code for a protein of 247 amino acids. Lineage: Eukaryota; Metazoa; Chordata; Actinopteri; Perciformes; Serranidae. Gene Ontology annotation, biological process: antigen processing and presentation of exogenous peptide antigen via MHC class II; positive regulation of T cell activation; immune response. Gene Ontology annotation, cellular component: membrane; MHC class II protein complex.